Anastrepha ludens (Mexican fruit fly) is the source of this 1441-nucleotide messenger RNA. RefSeq names its product aminoacylase-1-like. Lineage: Eukaryota; Metazoa; Arthropoda; Insecta; Diptera; Tephritidae. The transcript is spliced from 7 exons. The record is from RefSeq and is a predicted model, not a curated record. The coding region runs from base 116 to 1315 and encodes 399 amino acids. Gene Ontology annotation, cellular component: cytoplasm. Gene Ontology annotation, molecular function: aminoacylase activity. Gene Ontology annotation, biological process: amino acid metabolic process.
UUAAAAGUGUUUUCGAGUACUUUGAAGUGCGUGUAGAUAAGUGGUUGUGUGAUUUUCGAAUAGUUAAUUAGAAAGACGUGAAAGGCUAGUAAAAUUCUCCAAAAUCGCUGUUAAAAUGAGCUCUUGGAAGAAUAAUCAAGAGAUCGAAAUAUUUCGGGAAUAUUUACGCAUACCAAGUGUGCAUCCGGACGUUGACUAUGCGCCUUGCGUGGAGUUUCUGAAGAAGCAGGCAAUCGAUUUGGGAUUGCCUAUUGAGGUUUAUCAUGCCAGCGGCCCAACCAAACCGGUUGUUGUCAUAACAUGGGUGGGGCAACGCCCAGAAUUGCCAACAAUUGUUUUGAAUUCCCACAUGGAUGUGGUGCCCGUAUACCCCGAAAAGUGGACGCAUCCACCCUUCUCUGCUGACAUCGACGACGAAGGUCGGAUCUUUGCGCGGGGUUCACAGGACAUGAAAUGCGUGGGCAUGCAGUACUUGGCAGCGAUACGUGCCCUCCGCAAGAACGGUGUCACCUUGAAACGUACUAUUCAUGUGAUUUUCGUGCCAGAUGAGGAAAUCGGUGGCACAAAAGGAAUGCGAGUUUUUGUGAAGUCUAAUGAGUUUAAAAAAUUAAAUGUGGGGUUUUCCCUUGAUGAAGGUGUUGCAUCUGUAAAUGAAACCUUCCUGGUUUAUUAUGCGGAACGAAGCAUUUGGCAUGUCCACUUUAUUAUUAGUGGCACUGCUGGACAUGGUUCAUUGCUGCACAAAAAUACAGCAGGUCAAAAGUUUCACUAUAUACUGAAUAAGUUAAUGGAAUUUAGAAAACAAGAAGAGGAUCGUUUGGAAAAUGAUAGUUCUUUGACGAUUGGUGAUGUGACAACAAUCAACUUAACCAUUGUUAAAGGCGGUGUGCAAAGUAAUGUGGUGCCACCUACAUUGGAAGCAGUUUUCGACAUGCGAUUGGCGUUAAAUGUAGAUCACGACGAUUUCGAGAAACAGUUAAAGCAGUGGUGUACGGAAGCUGGUGGUGGCAUUGAAAUUGUAUUUGAGCAGCAGCAGCCCAAGGUGGAAGCCACAAAAAUUGAUGAUUCCAAUCCUUUUUGGUUGGCUUUCAAGCAAGCAACCACGGAACUUGGCCUCAAAAUCCAAACACUCGUAUUUCCUGGUGGCACCGAUAGCCGUUAUAUACGCCACAUUGGCAUUCCUGCCAUUGGCUUUUCGCCCAUGAAUCAUACGCCAGUGUUGCUGCACGAUCACGAUGAAUUUUUGCAAGCCGAUGUCUACUUGAAAGGAAUUGAAUACUAUAAGAAAAUUAUACCAGCCGUUACAAAUGUUUAGCAGAUUUUUAUUCUGUAUAAAAUUAUGUUAUUUAAGGAUUUUAUGUACUUUUAUGUGAUGAAUGAUUGUAAAUGAAAUAAAAAAGGGAUAAUGAUUGCUUACUAUUACGGUGCCUGGGAAACGUCA